GGCCUAUCUCCACAAAAUCAGUAGCGCUGGUUUUAACAGUGGUGUUGCUUAUACUCCUCCGAAGGUGUUUUUGUCAUUCAUUUCAAUUUAGUCGGGGUAACUGUGUAUGAACUGAUAGAUUUUUGUAGUCACGCCCCAGGAUGAUAAAACAUUUUAUCGUGAGAUAACACUUUCGUCCAUUAUUUCGCGACAUGGUGCUGAAUAUCCUUAGUCUCCCAAUUUUGGGUAAAGUUUGACCCAUUUUGUGGAAAUUUCGGAGAAACCUCUAUAGAAAAGUUUUGGAAAAUGGCAUUAAAAUCUCAAUAUUACCUCUUAACAUUGAUGAGGGUCAUUUGGCUUUGGGGAUCUACUUAAAAUUUCACCAAACUUGGGAAAUUGGGUUGUCGUCGAAGACAACUCUCAACGUCACGUUGAACUCACUGUUAGAUAUAAAAAUGUUCAUUAGAAUGCGUACAUUAUAAAUGUAAAUACUUGAAAUAUCUAAAGUAUCUUCUACCUCAACAAAUGUACGACGAUGGUUUCAAGGACGUACCUAACAUAGAUUCUACGCGGUUUUGUGAAAUUAAUGUUACAACCUACUCACAAUUGUGAGUAGGUUGAGUGUUCAGAUUCACGUUUGUUUAUUAAGGAUUAAAGCCCAGCCUCCUGUGUUUAUUCUUUUCCGACAAGCUCCUGUGAGUUUCUAGUCUUUCCACGAGCUGGAGGUGCGAACAACACUUCUUCAGGUAGCAGAUCCUAAGAGUUGGUAGUUUGAAACAGUACAACAUCCAAUAAACUACAAAAUGAAAUUUGGUGAUGUUGAACAAGAUUGGUUGUUUUAUCUUGCCCAACCAAAUAAAUUAUUAUCGGAUAUUGAGGGUCUAACUAUAUCACAUCAGUUGGAGUUGCUUAAACAAUCCUUAUCACAGGCUGAAAUAAGUGAAAGAAAAACUAGUCUCACUAAUUGUGAAAAUAAUUCAGUGGACAACUUCAUCGGAGAAAAUGAAACUAUGAAUCCUGAUGACAUAUUUGUCGAGUCGUCUAGGUUAUUCAAAAAGUCAAAAGUUUUGGAUAUAAUGUCCUUACAGAUUGCUGCUAAUCUAAAAUUCAAUCUAAAUCUUUUUCGAGUCAUAUCAGAAAUGCCCAUUAAGCUUCUUGCACGUCUCUAUAGAGUGCUCGUCAUGAGUACUUCAAAAUUUUCAUCAGUUUUACAACCUCUGUUUGAAAAUGCGAUAAAUAAAGAAAAUAUUUUCAUUAUAAAUCCUUACGGAUACUAUAGAUGGUCUCAGUUAAAUCCUAUGACAAUUUAUGGUUUAAUGUCUUACCAUAUAUGGUGCCUUCAUGUAUCUCAUACAUCCAGUAUGCUGCCACAUCCCUUUCGAAAUCUUACUCCUAUUGUUUCUGGUUUAACUGAAAUUCCUGAGGUGGCGUUUUUUGCGGAUAAUCGCGUGGAAGUUGGCGUUGUUCUCACUCGCAUACAAGAGUCUGUAAAUCAGCUAAACGAAAUCAACAGUCUUUUGGAUGAUCUCAACAUAGCUAGACCUCUUCCUUCAGUGUUUUCAGCGCUGAAUUCCAUGUUUCCUACAGUUUUUGAACCAAAGAUUAAGUCUGCUCAGGAUGAUCAGAACCAUAACGGUCUAUCAGAUUUUGUUCUUAAUAACUCUAUACCUCUCUCUAAAAGCUAUCUUUCUGCAUCGCUUAACUUUGUACUCGGAAGGUAUGCCUUUCAGCAGCAACAGUUUACUCAAUCACAGAAACUUUUUCAAAUCGCUUAUGAUGAAAUGCAAGAUCAAAAGUUUGAAUAUUUAGAUGAAGCAGGAGCUACACCGAAAUUACUACAGGCUUAUUUAAGUGCUUGCAAAUCAUACACAUCUUCAGACUGUAUUGCAAACGAAUUUUCACUUUUCCAGUCUGACAAUCAAUUUUUAGAAACAUUUUGUCGUUUAUUAGAAGUAAAUACAUCAGAUUCUCAUCAUAAAGAUUCAAUCAAUAUAUUUUGGAUUCAACCAUUAGAUACAUCUAGUACAACAUCCGUCAAUAUGGAAUCUAAAGUUUGUAGUGGAUUACUUACUACCAUAGAAGAUCAUCUUUAUCAAGUUUUACUGAAUGUGGACCAAUUUUUCAUUGAUGAUUCAUCUAAUCCAUAUAUUCCAAUUAGUUUAGGAGUUCGUAAUAAAUUAGAAAGUUUGUGCUUAAAACAACUGCAUAAUUGUAUUAGUUUACUUGAUAAUACAAACGAUACUGCACGAAAUAUGCCUUCUACAAAACAAUCAAAGCAUACUAAGAAGUUAUUAUCAAAUGAUAAAAUGUCAAUUUUUAACGCAGUUCAUCAACUAUUCACUAAGGUACAUAUAUGUAAUACGGUUGACCGACUAAUGUUUGAAUCUAUAGAACUGCCACUUUCAUUAUCAACUGAAUUGUUAAUGAAUAUUCCGGAGAGAAAUUUUGAAAGUUCAACAAAAAAAGAACACAGGUCAUCGUCUUCAUUGUCUUCAUCAUCAUCAUUUUCUCCUCCAUUUAUCGAUGUAAUAAUUGGACGAGAAUUUCUGUUUGAUUGUUUAACUUCUAUAAUGGAAAAGCUGUCUACUAAAAAUUCGAACUUAUCAUCUUCAUCUCAAUUUAUUGUUAUAUGUCAAUAUGUAAGAUAUUUGGUUCAAGAAGGGAUUUGUUUACUUGGUAAUUUAGUGCAUAAACCACUUCCUAAAUCGAAUUAUGAGUUAAAUUCAGUACAAAAGAAUUAUCAAGAUUUAUUAAAAACACUUGUAUCACACAAAUUGAUGGAUUUCUUACCAGAAUCUUGCGGAAAAUAUAUCCAGUCUAUUUUCCAAGCAGUAAAUUCUGGAAGUUCGUCGGAAACGGAAGUAAACUCCAACCCUAUUUGUGCCUUUAUUCCUGACCUUCUUUCUGACCUACCUAAUCUAGAUAUUGAUCUUGAUUCGAACUUAUAUCAAAUUGAUUCGGAUGGCUUAAAUUCUCUGGGACUUGGAUUCUGGACAGACUAUGAGGUAUAUCAAAAUACUGCAUCGUUCAGACAACAGGUACCCAGAGGCGGAUCCCCAUUUGGGAUUGUUGGUGAUGUGGAUAUGCGCAGCUUGGCUAAUCAGCAUCAGUCUCCAUCAACAUCAUUUCCUCAUAUGUCUAUUCCACAAUCCCGUGUAACUGGUGGACAUGGACCUUUUGUUCAUCAAUCACUUCAAACUUUUACUAGAGAAAAUCCACUUGUAUGCGAUCUUCAAGUAAUACGUCAUCUUUUAAUAACAAGAAAUCCAACUGAUGUAAAUAUGUCAGUCGAUUAUCUAUUAAGGUCAGGUAUGACACCAAAUGGAAUUUUAGAAUUAAAUGGUUCGUGGCUCCCAUCUUUACAUUAUUUAGCUUCACUGGAGAUAGUCGGACCACAUCCUAUCAAUGAGAACAGUUCAACCAAUCCAAUCGAUUUAUUGCUAUCAUCAUCCGGAAAUAUUAUGUGGGGGAUUACAGUAUUAAUACAAUUGGCUAAAGGUUCAUCCAUAAUUCGUCAUGAAAUGUCACCAUUCACAGGAGCUAGGGCUUUUCUAAUUGCUGCUUUAAAUAAUCUGGCGUCAAUUAAUCCUAUCGUACCGCCUCCAUCGUCAUCAUCUGUUAAUCAUGUUACAACAACAUCCGGUCAUGUAGUUGGAAAACAAUCACGUCCGUGCGAUGCUUUUCAAUGGAUUCGUGCUGGUAUCAGACAUGAAUUAUUAUUGGUUGACUUACUGGAAUUCUUGAAUCCAUCUUCAUUUAAUAAUUUCGGUGGAAAUAAUAAUCAGUCACAUUCAAUUACAAAAUCAACUCUUCAUCCUGGACAAGUAUCAUUAAAUGAUCUAAUUAGACGAGUUAAAAUUUGUCUGUGUUAUGCUGCUGGUUUAUCAUCAAAUGCGAAUUCUUUAGAAACAAAAAUGGAAUCCAUGAACUUGAUUGCUUUGUCUAAGGAGUUAAUUGCUGCAGCCACUUGUUUCUUGUUAAUGGUCAAAGAAUGUGAUUUCUUGUAUCCCAUGUCAAUUCCAUCAAAAUCUAUUUCACUACCUUCCGGAAGUAUUUCAUUUUGUGUCGCAUGUGCUGGUUCCUUAGAUUUAAUACGUAUUCUUUUACAUUUUCAUGAAGUAUUACAUUCAUCAUCAGUGUCUCAUGAAAGUUCCAAUUCAACAACCACAUCAUCAUCAUCAUCAACAACAACAACAACAAACUCCCAUGUAAAUUCAGAGAAACAAAAUUCUAACCAUUCAAUCAAAAACAUUUUAAGCGCUACCGUUAAAUUUGGUAAUGCAGAUAGACUAAAAACUGUUAUAAAUGAAUUUUAUGGAUUAAUUAUUCAUGGAUGCCUUGUCUCUGCAAAUAAUUCUAUAGAUACAAUAAAUAAUUUGGCAUUAUCUGGAUCGGAACAAUCCGUGCUACAACAACAACACCAACGUAGUUCUCGAAAUUACCAUCCAGAUACAUUAUCUAAUCGUUCUGGGAUCAGUUUGUCUAGUUUAUACAUUAUAGGUGAAAUGUUAGCAACAAUAGAUGAAAUUUCACUUUUAAUGUCUACUGUUGGACUUAAAUUUCCUUUAGAUAAUAAACGUAUACUUUCUAAUUAUUCAUUUAUUGGAUUACAAUUAUUAGAUUAUUUAAUAAUUGGGUUUGCUCAAAUUACACAUCAAAUUUGUGGAAAAUUUAAUUUACAAAUUUUAGAACAAAUAAUUAAUUGUUUUAAUACAGUUAAUAAUGUAGAAAAUAUAAAAAAUAAUGAACAAGUGAAUGAAGAUACAUUAACUACAACAAAAGGGACAACUACUACCAUCACCACCAGUGUUACUAAUACAUCUACUGAUUCACAGUCUACUACUAGAUUUCGAUCUUCUAGAUGGGAUAAACCAAAAGAUAAUUUAUCCACUACUAAAAAACAUAAUAAUAGUAAUAAACGAUAUCAUUCUGACAGUCAUGAAUGUGUGUCGUUUCUAGAUAAACAACUGUGGAUUUUAGACUUGGAAACGAAUUCUUCAAUCUGUGGGAAAUCGUUAUGUGAUCACCUGAAUUAUUUCUUAAAUUGGGGUUUAACUGCUCGACCUGAAAGGAUAGAUUGGCUUAUAUUACGUGGUGAAAUAGAAUUUUUCGUGAAAAAUUACCGUCAAGCUUUGUCAACAUAUCUCGAAUUUGGUAGCGUUGUCACGGAUGCAUUCUCAAAGAAUGUUUUAUCAGUCUUUUUUACAAAAGAGUUGGUGUUUCGUAUGAUGUGUUGUCUUCAAUAUCUCGGAUUAUUUUAUGAAAGUGUUGUUCUUUCACAAUUCGGACCAUCCUCUGAUGAAUCUCUUGUGGAUAAUGUCAUUCAAAUUAUUAAUAGUCUAGGUGAAAAUUCUAAUGGUUGGCCAAUAACUCAAAUAGAUACUUUUAGUACUGCAGUAAUAAACCAACAACCAUGUUCUUUUGAUAACAGUACUUCUGCGGAUUGUCUACGUGGAUCUUGUGGAGGUUCACUUCUUCAUACUACAUUAGAUUGUCCCGAUAGUUUAAUUCCUUAUUUAUGGAAUAUUCGUUUACUAUCAGCACUCGAACGUUCUGCUUCAAAUCGUGGUGCCCUUUUACAGUCUACCAAGUUUAAAGCUCGAAUCAAUAAUCCUGAACUCAAUGCUAACAAUCCAGAUGAAAUAUUAUUGGAAAAUAGAUGUGCUUUAAAUCUUGAAUAUCUUCGUUAUUUGUCCAACGUUUAUUUGAUUUAAUCAUACCACUUAUGUCUGCGAAUAACAGUUGUCAAUACUUUUGUACAAUUCUUUAUAUUUUGAUACUGUAAUACAGUUCUAUAAAUAUGUCGACCACACAUCUCUAGGAUUUCUGAACAGUACAUUUGGUCUGUGGAGAGAGUAAUAUGUUUUGUAGAAAAGCGAGAGGUUACACAUAGUGACCACGAUUUCAUGGCCCUUCUAUUCUAUAACGGUUAAUAUUUUUCGCGUUCACCAAUUUUGAGUGUCUCAGCAAUUAUAUGUUCAGCUUCAAAGAUAGUGUGGUAAGGAGCGAAUAUCACUACGUGUGGUCCACCAAAAAGGAAGUUCAUAGUAUCCUAAUAGCUUACACAGAUGAACGGUCGAAAUUUCCAACAGUUGCACAUGUUUCUAACUAUCAAGAGGCACUGGUUCUAUUCUUUAUGGAUGACCAGAUUAAUGAAACAAGGGACGACAGUCCAUUAUGUAGGCCAUCAAAGUCCAGUGCUUUGGUAAAAGAAAAUCGAGACAAUCAGUGAGGAAUUAUGUAGUAUCAACAAAAGAAAAAAUGAUAAUACGUCCAAAUGUGAUAAUCUCAGGCGAGCCGGCAGAUAUAGUGAAGUCGUCGAAGGGCCAAAUUUGCACUCAAGGGGAGACGAAUUGCUGUCGUGUUGAGUGAUAGGAUUUUUACGCCUACGAGAAAUGUAUCACGGUACAGGUAACUCGUUAUCAUGAGGAUGCUUAUGUCCUACAACCGACCAAUACGUUUAGACGAGCUCAAGCAACCAAUAAGCAGCAAGGACUCUGAGUUAUACACAGCUAGUUUUUUCUAGAUCCAGAGCAUAUGAAAAGCUUUGAUAAGCAUUAGUUGGCAUAAAUGAGGUCAGCGCAGAGGAUAUGUGUUGAAAUUUAACCCUAUAAAAUACGUUAAUGAGGGAGCAGUAUAUUAUGUUGUGAUAUUCUUAUAUUUAGUAGUUGGCUAGCAAGUAAACGAGAGACUCUUUAAUACAUGCAGAUAAUUAAGGUCAGCAUAAAAAUCCUGCUUCAAACCGUAUCUUUCCGAAGUUGCUCAUAUCUUUGCC
Schistosoma haematobium is the source of this 6754-nucleotide messenger RNA. RefSeq lists its product as uncharacterized. The coding region runs from base 783 to 5693 and encodes 1636 amino acids. The record is from RefSeq and is a predicted model, not a curated record. The transcript has 13 exons. Lineage: Eukaryota; Metazoa; Platyhelminthes; Trematoda; Strigeidida; Schistosomatidae.